Molecule: messenger RNA, 1759 nt
Organism: Spathaspora passalidarum NRRL Y-27907
Lineage: Eukaryota; Fungi; Ascomycota; Pichiomycetes; Serinales; Debaryomycetaceae
Exons: 1
Coding region: 1113-1706 (197 amino acids)
Source: RefSeq, a predicted model, not a curated record
CAAAUUGCGUUACUCUUUAACCUAAAUAAACUCAGGUGAUAAAUAAUAUUUUUCUCGUGUGUGCCCCUGGUCCUCGCUGGCUCGUUCUCUCCUGAUUACCCCACAUAGGCCAUUUUAAAAAAGAACACCCACGCUCCCCUCCUGGCUUCAAAAACUUAUACAACCAAACUAUUUACAAACUACUGAUGAACUGACGAAUGGCGACUACUACUACAACUAAACGCAAAAAGAAAUUGGUGUAUCGUCAAGAUCCCGAUGGAGUGUUUCGACUAAAGAAGGAAAACGAUACCCAAUCAAUUCAUUCGGAAUCCACGGUCGAGAAAGCCGAGCAUGUCGAUCGCAUAUUGAAUGAAUUGAUGGAGUGUUCCUACAAAGUGCUAGAUGAACCGGAACCGACACCAAAACCAAAACCAAAACCAAAAUCAACACCAGCACCUGCACCUGCACCCGCACCAACGAAAACUAAACCAAAGCUCAAUAUCAAAACGCACAAGUUAACCAAGGACAUUGCACCCGUGAUACACAAGGAAAGAUCACUUUCGCCCACGGCGCACUCGUCACAUACAUCAUCCCUCUCUUCGAGACGAUCAUCGUCGAAAUCAUUGGAUACAGUGUUGACCACACCGGGCGACGCGCUGGAAUUGGAACUGAAACCUGCCGAGCCCGCGCAGGACGACGAGGCAAAAACAAAACAAGAAACACCCAAACCGGAAAAGAAAAGCGUGUUUACUAAAGCACGCAAUCUCGCCUCAUCGAUGAAAAGUACUGCUGUAUACCUUGCCCGAUUCCAUGUCCCGAGCUAUGUACUCGGGAUGGCGACCACUGCUGUAGCGGUACGAUACCGGGAGCACCUCGUCAGAUUUGUCAUAUUUGCAAUAAUUCUUGGUGUUGUGGGAGUUGUUGCAGGCAUUGGAACGCUUAUACUCCUCUGGUAUUUCGAGAAACUUGGCCUUUUAAAAGGAUAUAAUAAUGGCCUUGACAAGGUGAUUGGAAAAUUACAAGAAUUUGACUCGCCCCGGGCCAAUGCGAGUUCUCGUGAUUCAGGAAACGAAAACACCAAGGAGAAGAAAAAGGACAACGACAAGGACAAAACCGAAGUAGAAACAAGAGAAAUGGUCGACGACGAAGACACAGAAGAAGAAGAAGUAGAAGAGGAAGAGGAAGAGGAAGAAGAACAAGCCAAUUUCGAUAUGCUUUCAGGAGUGCCAGAAGAAGAGGAAGAUACCAUGUCUUUGGUAGAGACUAAACCAGAACCAAAAGAAGACGAGAAGAAGAAGGCCCGAAGAUUGUCGCAAAUCAGGGUGACUCCAUUCAGAUAUGAUCGUAGACACAGUGAAUAUCCCACAGGAGGGAGUGCCCCGAAUCUAGUAGGCAUGAGUGCAAACCACACUUCUCGAAUUCCCACCAUAAAACGAAUCAACACCGAACCACUUAAAUUGCAUAGAAGAAGUAUUCCUUCUGGAUCAAGCUCCCCCGAGAAGAAAGUGUUGCCGGUACUCCCAAUGCAAGCAGAAGAACUACCAUUCAUCAACGAAGUCAGAUUGGUUGAUUCAUAUGCAGAUUUGGAGAAAACUGGUGAACUGAAACAUAAAAAGAGUCACGACGAAUCGGUUAAACGGUCUUUGAGUACGAUGAGCAAACAUUCUGUAUUAAGAACAAGGGAAAAUUACAAACGAUUUAUAGCCAAUGCCGAGGAUGGCAACUAAUACAUUUAAUUAUUUAUAUAGUUUACAUAGUUUACAUGCAUUUAACAUUUAUU